Drosophila kikkawai is the source of this 1703-nucleotide messenger RNA. It is a transcript of the gene shu, whose product is annotated as shutdown. The record is from RefSeq and is a predicted model, not a curated record. Lineage: Eukaryota; Metazoa; Arthropoda; Insecta; Diptera; Drosophilidae. Gene Ontology annotation, cellular component: cytoplasm. Gene Ontology annotation, biological process: spermatogenesis; piRNA processing. Gene Ontology annotation, molecular function: peptidyl-prolyl cis-trans isomerase activity; Hsp90 protein binding.
AACACUCACCGUUCAAAGAAUUGCGCAUUUAGCUUUAAAUUUGUCCAUUUUCCUCGCCUAAAACGAAACUUCAACUAGUAUUUGAUAAUGGAAACUUUAAGCAGCGCUCCGCAGUUGCUCAGAGAGCCUGUAUCCUUUGCCCAACUCGUGGACAAGGGCGUCGAGUUCGAAAUGGACGAGGCGCAGUUCAAGUACGACGAGGACAGUGACGAAUUCGAGGAUUGCGAGGAGGACUCCCAAGGAACAGAAGCCCUCCGUUCGCCCUGGCUGCAUCCCUUCGACGAGCUGCGCGCUCUGAUGCAGCCCAUCGGCGAGCACAUCUUCAAGCGGAUCAUCCGCCAGGGCCACGUGGAUCGUGACCCGGUGCCGGACAAGGCGCGUGUCUCGAUGCGCUAUAGCGGCUACUGGGAGGGCGUGGGCGCCCCCUUUGACUCCUCGCUGCUGCGCGGCACCAAGUACGAAUUCGAGACUGGCACAAAUACAGUUCUUGAGGGACUGGAGGCCGCUGUGCGUACCAUGCGUCCUUACGAGCAGGCCGAGUUCAUAAUCUCCUACAAGCUGCUCUUCCGAGAGCUGGGCUGUCCGCCUCGCAUCAAGCCCAUGGCCGAUGGGCUGUUCAAGAUUGAAGUCAUAGACUAUACCCUGAUUGGGGAUGGGCAGGCCAUGGAAAAUAUACCCAAGGAGGAUUGCGACAAGUUCUGUGUGGUGUAUCCCAAGGCCCAGGAUUUGCAUUUGUAUGGCAAGGAUUGUGUGAAGCGUUCACGUUUUCGCUGUGCUGUCACAGCCUUCGAGAGGGCCCUGGACUCGCUGAACUACUGUCGUCUGGCCAACGAGGAGGAGGAGCGCCAGCAGACCGCCCUGCUGCUUACGCUUUCUCAAAACCUCAUGGUCUGCUUCAACAAGCUGGGUCAACCCCGACGCGUCUGCAUUGCAAUGAAGGAUGUACGCCGUCUAACCAACAACGAUCCCUCGUGCAAGGCUCUCUUCCAUGAGGCUCGCGCCUUGACCGCCCUGGGCGAGUACAAGCGGGCCCGAACGAUUCUCAUGCAGGCGCAUGCCAAGCAGCCAACCAAUGCGGAGAUCAACGAGGAGAUUAAACUGCUGGAAAAUCGUAUCACCAAGUACGAAGAGUCCAGCCGCGAUCUAUGGUCCCGGGCCUUGUGGGGCAAAAAGGCCAAGGAAAAUCUACCUGUCUCCGAGACCAAAGGAAACUCUGCUAAAGAAGCCAAGUUUAAGCAGGAACUCGAGGAAUUGAUCAAGCAAUUUGAAAGCUCUGAGAGGUUCUCAAUUGGACUUAGCCGUCAUGUCUACUCGGAGGGGAUGUUGGAAGUGCUCAGUGAUAUGGCCAAGGAUCACAAUAUGAAGCUUAAUUACUCGCCAAUUCACGAGGAUCUUGUGACUUUGUCCAAGGAGGAAAAGUGAAGAAAGAAGAAAAAUCUGGGAUCUGGAAUCUCCCACUAAAACAUACUUAAUCUACCAAAUAUCAAGUGCCAUGAAGACUAGGUUCACGAAGAACCAUCAAUUUUUGUUAUUAACUAAUCACCAUUCAAAUUUUCAUUCAUAAAAACAAGAAUCUCAUGGUUUUGUUACCUUAAAUGCCUUCCAAAUGAAAUCAAAGACACAUUUUCGUUAACUUUUAAGUUCUUGAAGGACUAAACACUUUUGUUAUAUUACAUUAAUUAAAUGUAAAACCUUACAACUUA